AUGGUGCGUAAGCGCGCCUUCAAGUUGCCCGAGCGUCUUGCUUAUUCCGACUUACCCGUAUCGACGUACACGGUCGGUCUGCCAAGAUAUGCCACCGAAGCUGCACCGUCUGGCGAUGCUCCCAUACGUGGGGCACUAGAUAACAGACCAGCGCAUGAGAGCUCAGGCUGGCUGGUACACCCAGCCCAGCCGAGUGCGGCUUAUCUUUUCCGAUCUAAUCGCAACCAGUGCCGAAAGCAAUCUCUGACCAAUGACAGCAGCCGGGAUCCGGCACGAGGAAGCCAUGCGAUUGGUCGCACGGCGAGUGAGUCAAAGAAGGGCUUCUCCGAAUUGGAGAAAGUGGAGACAUCGGUUUCCCCAACCCAGGACAGAAUUUGCGCGUGCGGCGCUGCUUUGGCUUUUGCGCGGGUAUCGGCCGACAUUCGUGCUGCCCUUGAUAUUCGAUCAAGUCAUCUGGCAUCGAAUAUCGGGACUGGGGAGUGCGAUAGGUUGACAGCAUGA
Molecule: messenger RNA, 501 nt
Organism: Aspergillus fijiensis CBS 313.89
Lineage: Eukaryota; Fungi; Ascomycota; Eurotiomycetes; Eurotiales; Aspergillaceae
Exons: 4
Coding region: 1-501 (166 amino acids)
Source: RefSeq, a predicted model, not a curated record